Trypanosoma grayi is the source of this 954-nucleotide messenger RNA. RefSeq lists its product as hypothetical. The record is from RefSeq and is a predicted model, not a curated record. The coding region runs from base 1 to 954 and encodes 317 amino acids. Lineage: Eukaryota; Euglenozoa; Kinetoplastea; Trypanosomatida; Trypanosomatidae. The transcript has a single exon.
AUGGAGCUCUAUCGGCACUCACACCGUCGUGAGCUUGGCCUGCAGGUCCCGCGUCGUCCGGGGUGCUUUUUGUCAUCACCCAAGAGCCUGACAAGUGGCAACUCCUUCACUGACACUCCAUUCUCGCCGCCGGGUGAAGUGGCGAGCUUUGUGCCGCGUGACCUUCUGAGAGGCGUGGAGGUGUGCGAGGAAGAGGAAGAAACAAGAGAUGUAGCAGGACAUUGCUACGCGGUGCUCUCCACUGCCGCCGCCGCCGCCGCAUUUCGAAAAAAACCGCUGCAGGCAGCCAUUGUCGGCAACACUGCAGCAGGGAAGACGAUGGUGGUGCGGUGGCUGUGGGCUCAAAGCCACGGCUGCGGCAACGCUGGCAUGCUGCGUGAAAUCGAAAGGUGGUUCCGGCGCGGCGGUGGUAGCACUGUCACUGAAGAGGUGGAAGACGACAUCGUUAGUGUUGUUCUGCAGUCGCAGUUGCAGUUGCCUUUGCGGUCACCAUCGUCAAAUGACAGGACGAUAGGAAGCAUUGACGGGACGCAACGUGUGAAGUUGACGGCGUAUGGAGAGACUCAUGUUUUUCUCUCGGACGACGCGCGGUUUCUUGUGCAGCCAUCAACAGCAGUCAGUGAGGCGGUGAUGCAUGUGGUGGACUGUGGGGUGUCUGUGGCGGUGCGCGUUGUUGACAUCCCUGGGUGUUCGUCACGGGAGUUGCUCCGCACGCAAUGCAUGGAGGCAGAUGUGGUUAUAUGCACCGUUGACACGCGCGACCAGUUCAGCCUGACGUGGUUGGAGGAGCGACUCUAUGUGAUACUUGCUGGUUCAAGGGCGGAUGAGCACACGCAGACUGCUGACUCUGUCGCAGCGCAGUGUACUCACCAGCACCGGAGGCAACAGUUUGUUCUCUUGAAACUAAACGAAGGCUCACCACAGCAAGUGGUGUACUCGCGGGAUGUGCAGUAG